AUGAAAAGACUCAUUCGGGACGCCGUAUGCCGAGAAUCUAGCCCCGAUUCAACGAUAAGAAUCUACGUCAAAGGUCACGAGAAGAAAAAAUGGCUAAUCGAGAUCUUAGGAAACGUUGCCGACGAUCGCGACGUUGCCGUCUCCGUCGAGACUAUCGACGCUGAUUACGAGGAUAUCGAACGUUUGGAAACUUUAAACGCUUCGUGGGCCUUUCGCUGCGGAUAUCACGCGAAGAAUUGCGCGUUAGAGAACGCUUGUAAAUUGCACGAUUGGUGGUUCGAACGACGCGAUCAUUUGCGUAAUAUGUGCGAUUGA
This is a messenger RNA of Formica exsecta, 315 nucleotides long. RefSeq lists its product as uncharacterized. NCBI's taxonomy places the organism in Eukaryota, Metazoa, Arthropoda, Insecta, Hymenoptera, Formicidae. The record is from RefSeq and is a predicted model, not a curated record. The coding region runs from base 1 to 315 and encodes 104 amino acids. The transcript has a single exon.